Molecule: messenger RNA, 1678 nt
Organism: Nicotiana tabacum (common tobacco)
Lineage: Eukaryota; Viridiplantae; Streptophyta; Magnoliopsida; Solanales; Solanaceae
Product: endoglucanase 12-like
Biological process (GO): carbohydrate metabolic process
Molecular function (GO): hydrolase activity, hydrolyzing O-glycosyl compounds
Source: RefSeq, a predicted model, not a curated record
CCAUAUUUACAAGCUUGUCAUGCAAGAGCCAGCUAAAACCAUAUAAGGGACAACUUACAAACCAAUUCCAAAGAAAUUAAACCAAAACUUCCUCUUGUAAAUUUUAUAAUCAUGUCUUCAACAAGUCAUUUUGUGACUGGAUUUUACCUUGUGAUUUUAUUAGGAAAUGCAGUUGCUUCAAUAGACUAUGGAAUAGCCCUUACAAAAUCUUUACUGUAUUUUGAAGCUCAAAGAUCAGGAAAAUUGCCCCCUAACCAGCUUGUUCAAUGGCGUGGAGAUUCAGCACUUCAAGAUGGCAAAGACGCAGGGAUUGACUUAACAGGAGGAUAUUAUGAUGCUGGAGACAAUGUCAAAUUUGGAUUUCCAAUGGCAUUUACAGUGACAAUGCUAGCAUGGAGCGUAGUCGAAUUUGGCGAAGAAUUAGAAGCCAAGAAAGAAUUAACAAAUACUCUAAAUGCAAUCAAAUGGGGAACUGAUUAUUUCAUUAAAGCACAUACACAACCUCAUGUUUUAUAUGGUGAAGUUGGAGAUGGGAAUUCUGAUCACCAAUGUUGGGAAAGACCAGAAGAUAUGACAACGCCGAGGAAUUCUUACAAAGUUGAUGAACAACAUCCUGGUUCUGAUCUUGUUGGAGAAACUGCUGCUGCUUUUGCUGCUGCUGCCAUUGCUUUUAACAAGUCGGAUUCGAAUUAUUCUUCUCAACUUCUCAUCCAUGCAAAAGAGUUAUUUGAUUUUGCUAAAAAGUUCCAAGGCCAGUACCAAACUAGCAUUUCAGUGGCAGGUCAAUUCUACAGUAGCACCGGCUAUGAGGAUGAACUCUUGUGGGCUGCUACUUGGUUGCUAAAAGCCACACAAGACAAAACAUACCUAGACUACAUCAAUGAUCAAGCCACUAGUUCAGGUGGCACUAGAUCCAUGUUUUCUUGGGACGACAAGUAUGUCGGCGCACAAGUCCUGAUCGCCAAGAAUCUGUUAGAGAAGAAAUUUCCAUGGAACGAAAGUUCAUUGAGUCAAUACAAGAAAAAUGCUGAGGAAUUCAUAUGCAACUGCAUACAAAAAGGGAACAACAACAUAAAGAAGACUAAUGGAGGACUUCUAUGGUGGCAACCUUGGAAUAAUCUUCAAUAUGUUACAGCUGCAACAUUUGUUAUAACCAGUUAUGCAGAUACACUGUUUGCUACUAAAAAUUCUCUCCAAUGCGCUACUGGAACAGUGGAAUCUUCGAACCUAAUCACGUUCGUCAAAUCUCAGGUGGAUUAUAUACUUGGCGAAAACCCGAAAAAAAUGAGUUACAUGGUAGGGUUUGGGACAAAUUACCCGCAAAAGAUUCAUCACAGAGGAGCAUCAAUUGUGUCAAUUAAGAAAGACAGGACUACAGUGAGUUGCAGUGAAGGUUUCAGUUUAUGGUUUUAUAAAAAUGCACCAAAUCCAAAUAUUUUAGAUGGGGCAAUAGUUGGAGGACCUGAUAUUAGUGAUAACUAUAAUGAUUCCAGAAGUAAUUUUCAGCAAGCUGAAGCAGCUACAGCUAAUACAGCACCAUUAGUUGGAGUUUUAGCCCGACUAACUGAAUAAAUGUUUUUAUAUAUAUUAAUUAUAUUAUUGUUUUAUUUUAAUGUCUUGUCCUAUACCUAUAUAUUAUUGUUGGUAGUCGGUUUUUAUGGCUACGGUUGUUUUCUUU